Acanthocheilonema viteae is the source of this 870-nucleotide messenger RNA. Lineage: Eukaryota; Metazoa; Nematoda; Chromadorea; Rhabditida; Onchocercidae. The record is from the annotation of a GenBank genome assembly.
AUGGUUAAUGUUCCUUCUAAUAGUCAUUGUUGCAAAUCUGAUCAAGAUCAUACAUAUUGUAGCAUGAAGAAUGAUUGCGGUGUACCGCUUACCCACCGACUUGCACAAUUUCGCAAUGAAAACAUCGGUUGCGACGUUGAAUUUCUCGUUGGGACAGAACAAAAAGCAAUUAAAGCUCACAAACUUAUUCUUAGUUCUGGUUCAGAAGUAUUUGCUACGAUGUUCUACGAAAAGCAAGAGGAUAAUCAAACGACGGUUGUAGUUCCGGAUAUCACCCCUCGCACUUUUACAACUCUUAUUGAUUUCCUCUAUUCGGAUUUGAAUAUAGGAACAGUUAAUUUGGACGACGAUGAUGUGAUGCAAACGCUCUACGCGGCAAAGAAAUAUGAUGUGAAAGAACUUGUUUUGUCUUGCAUUCGAUAUUUAACGACUUGCUUGACUGCUUCGAAUGCACUUUUUUUGCUUUCACAAGCACGUUUCUUCGACGAACCGUUUCUGAUAGAGCGUUGUUUGCAGGUGAUUGAUGCAAACACUGAUGAGGCUCUGAAAUCUUCAGGACUUCGAGAUAUUGAUCGCGAUACGCUUGUAACAGUACUGAAGAGAGAUGAACUGGAUCCGAGCAGUGAACUUGUUAUUUUUAAAGCUGCACUGUCUUGGAGUAAAGCGGAAUGUCAACGACGAAAAGUCGAGGUGAAUCCUUCGAAUCAACGCCAAGUUCUUGGUCCAGUACUUUCACUUAUACGAUUUCCGUUGAUGACAGUUCAUGAAUUUGGUGAAGCAGUCAAAGAUCUGGGAGCGAAAGCCUCCUCCAACCCUCAUUUUACCGCUAAAACAGAUUAUCCUAGCGUCUUCAUCGCUAUUAAACUGUGA